CCGGUGUGCGCUCUCAAAACAAAUACGUGCUCGCUGGAACUUAUUGUUUAUCAGUGCGUUAAAAACACAUUUUAUCUUAGCGUUUCUUCAAAAUAAAUCCAAAUAGACUCUCACUAGUGCUGAUUGUGGCUAAUAAGAACCCUCGUUUAACCCGCGUCAGUUAUAUCUCGCCACAAUGGAAGUCGAGCCCAUCGCUUCCGAACUAGAAAACGUGGCGGCGAGUGAUACUGAUAACGCGAAGCCGGCGGACGAGGGCGCCGGAGACGCCGCAACGUCCCACUCUGAGCGUCUGAAACGCCGUCAUAGGAAUAAGAAGCUCGCAAGAACCAACAGCAAGGAGGGAGGCGUUAGCACGCCGACGCCGCUCCCUAGAUAUCGAAGCUGGAAAAAUAGCCGCCGACCGCGCAAUGGCCACGGGCGCGGGCUGCCUAAAAAAGGAGGCGCCGGCGGCAAGGGCGUAUGGGGAGCCCCGGGCUCAGAACUCCUGGAGGAGUACAUGGAGGACGAGAACGACCCCAACUACGACUCGGAGGCCGUAGCCAAUGGAGACAUCGAGUUCAAGCAGGUCAUCGUAGAAGCUGACCCUGAGGAGAUCAUUCGCAAGUCCGAGCCUGUGAUCCUCGAGUACUUCGAGCACGGCGACACCAACGCGGCCGCCGAGGACUUCCUCGAGUUCGUCACCGCCAAGCGGAGCCACCUGGUCUGCGAGACCAUCAUAGAGACUGCCUUAGAGCACAAGCCGAGCCACUGCGAGAUGGCUUCUGUGCUGGUGUCGGAUCUGUAUGGAAGGGUGUUCUCUGCCAGGGAUAUUGCCGUAGCGUUCGAGCACCUCCUUGAGAAACUCCCGGACUUGGUCCUUGACACGCCCGACGCGGCAGUUCUGCUAUCCAACUUCAUCGCGCGCUGCGUCGCCGACGACUGCCUGCCGCCGCGGUUCGUGUCGCAGCAGCGCGACACGCCGCUUAAUUCUGCCGCUAGGCAAGCCAUCCACCGAGCUGAAACGCUGCUCUCGAUGAAGCAGGGUCUCGUGCGACUGGAUAACAUUUGGGGCGUCGGUGGUGGCAUCAGGCCAGUGAAGUCCCUGAUCCGGCAGAUCCAGCUCCUCCUCAAGGAGUACCUGACCUGUGGGGACCUGGCCGAGGCCAUGCGCUGCGUGCGCGAGCUGGAGGUGCCGCACUUCCACCACGAGCUGGUCUACGAGACUAUCUUGCUCGCGUUGGAAACAGUCAACUCCUCGGUGGAGGAACAGCUCUGCACGUUCUUGGCUGAACUGAGGCGCUGCGUCAUCGUCACUCCCGACCAGAUGGACCGGGGCUUCCUCCGCGUGCUGGAGGACAUGUCGGACAUCGUGCUGGACGUGCCGCUGGCCUACAUAAUGCUGGACCGCUUCCUCGAGCGCUGCCAGCAGAAGUUCAAGCUGGGAGACGUGGUCAUCAAGCGUAUGCCGAGCAGAGGCCGCAAGCGCUACGUGUCGGAGGGCGACGGUGGCGCCAUCAAGGACCACGCGCUCAAACUGCGCGAGUAAACUGCGUUCCGCCGUCGCACACACACACACACACACACACACACACACACACACACACACACAUGCGUCAUACUGAAGAGAUGCUAAAAAAAUUGCCUGCCGUUCCGUGAAGUUGAGUACAGUCGCCAUCAGAUAUAUCGGAGCGGCCAAGGCGCUCACAAAUAUCUGAACACGCCUCUAUUGUCGAGGCGUUAGAGUGCGUGUUCAGAUGUUUAUGAGCACUUCGGCCGCUGCGAAAUAUUUGAUAGUGACUGUACAAUUAAGUCCGCUGCAAGUCCAUACAAACGGAGUUUAGUUCUCAUUUUAAAACUACUUGUUGGAUUGUAAUGAAAUUGCACAUCCAAUGACAUGAGGUAUAUUUAUGCCUGUCAAUCAAUCAAUCAAAUAUUUAUUGAUAAAAUAUAAGUAUUUUACAUGUCAACACUUUACAGCUAAUGGGAUUACACAUAUUAUUAUUUAUCUAAUUAAACAUUACUUAUCUAUUACUUAUCUAGGGUACAUCAUUAUCUUGAGCCAAACAUAAUUUUUAAUUUAUUUUAAUUCAAAUUAUACCGACUAUUUUUUAUUCUUGCAUUUCACAUAAUGUUGUUAUUUUAAAUCAAUAAAAAGACUAAUAUAAAUAGUAACUUAUUUUAUAACAUGCAAUAUAUAACUACUUUAUUAUUAGAUCUAGCAUAUAUAAAUAAAUAACAAUCUCACAAUUAAUAUUAUUUAAUGCUAUAUAAUAUACCUCCUAUUUUCUUGGAGCUUGGAGCCUGUAGUUCGUUUAUAUGGCUCUAGCUUAUAAAACGAAGGAAAUAGAGCAGAAACAAGUUCUGUAUGAAACAUUUAAAGUCGUUGUAUUUUUAUAACUAUAGUAUCUGAGGCUACAUAAACUUAUUCCAGGAUAUCCUUAUCGUAUUGUAAGUACAAAGUUUCAGAGCAAUCUAGCUAGCCGUUUUGAAAUGAGUGCGUAACUACGUUUGUAUGGAGAACCGAGCUUGCUGGGGUUUCAAGUAUGGGAAAAAAAAGAUAGCAUUCAAACCUAUAUGACCUAUACACAUACACAGUUCCUGUACGAAGCGAUGUGGCGAAAUCAAAUUUUGUAUCGCUUUUUAUAGACAUUUGCAUACUGUUAAAUAGUACACAAAUACAUAGCACCUAAAGGUUGGCAGAUGAGUCUUCAGAAAUGGAUAGAUACAGCCACUUUUUACGCACUCAACUUUAAAAUUAAACUGGCGACCAAGCUAACUCUGCACCGAGUUUGAUUGAAUCAAAGUGUGGACAUGCCAAUCUAAACGUAAUACAUAGGUCACUAGAUAAGUUUUGUAAUAGACAUGAAACAAGUGUAAGUAAAUUUUAAAAUAAAGUAAAUGAUUUCUGGCCAAUCAUUCUCUAUGGAAAUAAAGUUUUAAUAAGUAUAUGUGAUAGGCCACCUCUUUGUUUCAUAUUUUUCUAUUGCAAAACUUAUCUAGUGACCUAUGUAUUUACUAUGGAAGGUAGAGGCAUGGAACAAAAUCUGCUUAGGCAGAACUGUUGCAUAAGUGUCCAGCUGUCAGCUAUAAAUAAUAGUUCCAAAUCUCUCGAGUAGCGCUAGAGUAGCUAAGAACCUGGGCGUUAUUGACGGAGUGAAGUGCGCUGUCUAUGAUUUGAUAAUUUUUUCAAGUAUUCUAGGUAUUGUAGCGCCACCUAUUUAAGGUUUUUUGAUGUAAUUUUUUGGUACAUGGAAAUUUAAUUCGUUACCUCCACCUUCCAUAGUUCCAUGUUGUCCUUUCAAGUAAGGCUGACAUUGGCUGAUAUCGCCUAUAAUCUUGAAUUGGUGGCUUUUUUGUCUAUGACUAGAAAAACUAGAGAUUUCUGUAACACUUUAUCAGCUAACCAAGAAGUACAAUCCACACAACAAACAUGACAAGCAAUAUGGAUAGCGGUAAUUUAAUAAAAGCCUAACUGUAACGUCUAAAGACAAAAUAUAUAAUUACUAUUUGGUUGCGUAGUGAAUGUAAGAUAUUGUAUGGCUUUUUGUAAGUGGGCGUAUCAACUUUUUAUUGUCGUUUUGUUGUCCAGGGGAAGUAAAACUCGUAAGAUCGUAAUUUUAUGGUGUUUAAGUUAGUCAAACGUACAUAUUUGUGUUAGUUAUAAGCCAUUUCCAUAAUGGGCCAUCUAAGUAUGUUAGUCGAACUUGAUAUCAUUUCUUGAGACAUUUCUUUUAACCAACUGUGCCCCCAUGUCCCUUGGACAACGAAAUAACAACACGAAAACAAGUUGAUCCACCCAAGUAAAUUUAAAGUUUAAUAAAUUUAGUGGCAAUUAAAAUGCAGUAUAUUUUGAAGUAUUGAUAAUAAUCGUAAUAAAAUACGAUCACUAGGGUAUGGUGAUUUUCAGGGAAUGAAAUUUUGGACUGUACCGUCAUAUUUUUGACUCGGCCACCGCUUUUUUACUUCGUAAAAAUAAUUAUUGACAGAGAAAUUGUCAAAGUUAAAAAAGUAAUCCAGCUUAUGUGAAGGUUAGUGCUUGAAAUCGUAUGUUUCACGUUUAGUACAAAUCGUGUCUUUUUUUAUGCGUGCGACGGCGCGGUGUUGCCAGACUUGUAUUUUAAGAGUAGCGGGUUUUUUAAUUUGCAUUUUAUUGGGUUGCCAUAAUAACUAAAUCACAUAGAUUUAAAUCGAAAAAAAAACCUUUAAAAAUGUGAAGGUAUAUAAAGUUGUACCUCCAACCUUUGUAUUAUAAUUGUUUUUUUUUUAUAUAUAUUAUUUCUACUCAGAAACACGAGCCUUUUAAUUUUACUAAGAAAAUAAAUUUUCUUAGUAAAAAUUAUAAUUUUCUAGGUAAAAUGCUUAUGCUCGUAAAAAUGGUAAUUCGCUAGUAAUAAUGCUAAUGCUAGUAAAAUUGCUAAUUUGCUAGUAACAAUGCUAAUUGGCUAGUAAAAAUGCUAAUUUGCUAGAAAAUAAAUGUCUUGAUUUUUUUUGUCUGUUUGGUUACGUUUUCAAUACAACCUUCUAUGACCUCAGCAAAACGGAGACAUAAUAAUGUAUGACUUUGGAUUUGGACCCUUUUUCUCAUAUUAGGAUUGAAAGAAGUCUUAGUGAAAAUAUAGUAUAAUAAAUUCUAGUAAAAAAAAGUAAGUUGGAGCUACAACUUCAAAUAAAAAUGCCCAUUUAAAAACAUAUAGAUUUUUUUUUUUAAUAUCCAUCUAGUUAAAUGCAAAUUAAGAAACCAACUGCUUUCUUUGGAUAUUAAUUUUAUAAAAGAUAAUAUGUUCUAAGUUGUAUGUAAUCAAUUCUACGAUUUCACACGAGGCGCGUGGGGUAACAUGAAAAAUGUGUUGGACGUUCGCACCACCGUUCAAGUCUUUAAGUUGUUGAAAACCCAAAGUAAAGUGUUUGCUUAAAGUCGGCAUACCACGAGUGUGCGGCACAAGCAUAUUCAGUAAAAAAAAAAAAGAAAAAUGUAUGGAAAAUUUUGGACACUUUUUUUUCUAUAAGGAUUAAAAGGGCUCGCGAUCCUGACUAGAAAUAACAGAACAAUGGCAAAAAAGGUCACAUAAAAAGUGGCAAACAAAAAGAACCGCUCAGAUAAAUGGUGGUGUUUAAAAUCUUGCUGUCUAAUACCCAUUACAAAAGAGGGUAGUUUUUAUGUUACUUCACGCGUCCGUGUCACGCGUUGAUAUUUUUUAUAACGUCUAGAGACGUUUAGAAUAGGUGUUUUAAAUUUUUAUAAAGUCCAAACUGGGUGUGUUGUGGGGUACUUCACUCGCCUAUUUUUAAACGGAACAACUUAUGACUAACCAACAUUUUGAGUAUUACAAUUUAUUUAAAAGAAAUUGUAUGACGGUUUAUUAAAUCAGGUAUAUUUAUGGACUUGGUAAUGAUCCAAAAUUAAUAACACUAGGUUUUGCAAUCAUCAUAGGCAGUCACAUACUGAAGUAUAUGUCGUAGUUAAAAGAGAACAAUUGUAUUGAUCAAACGUUUUCAUUAGGGUAUCGGACUAAAACAAUAAUUAAGAAAUACGUGGAAUACAAUUUUACUCAAAAAAUAAAGUUUUACCUUUUGAACGCCAGCCGGCCAAGGAAUAUGUCCUGCCCCGGACGCCAGUCGAUCGCGAUUGUUUAAGCGAAAUUGAACUUUACGGAGUCCCGCGUAAGUCCCUAUUGCAUUAGCGAAGCUGUCGGCGACGUUGGCGUCCUUGGCAAUGCUUUCCGAUGGACGACUACAGCUGAAUGUGGCGAUCAAAAGGUUAACCACACAAAUUGAUAGCGUCUCUCAGAUUUUUACUACCAAAAUAAACAUGAAAUAUCCAAAAAAAUACAUUUUAAAAGCCUGUCCGAUACCCUAUUAAAAAUGAUAUAUUAUAUCAACAACUACUCAUAGCAUUGGUUUCGUUUUGACAUAUAUCUAAGAACGGGAUUUACAGGCAAUAAGAAUGGGGCCAGUACAACGGUGUCACGCACACGAAUUCGAGCCAAUCGUGCAGUCUAACGCCGCAACGCGAUUGGCUGAUGAGUUCGCAUCACGCGCGCGAUUGGUCGCAACUAGUGUUAGACUACACGAUUGGCUCGAAUACGCGAGUGACACCACUGAAUUAGCACCACUCUUAGCGCCAGUAAGGCCCGUCCUUAGAUAUACGCCAAUGCGUUAUGCCAUUUAAGAUCAUUUGGGGUAGGAGAAACAUAGUUUUUUUUGCUCGGGGCAAGAGGAUUCCCUACGUGUUUCUCUUACGUAAUAUAACAAUAAGUUAGUUUGCUCAGACCCCUGCAACACCCAGUUAUUUAGAGGCGAGAGAAAGCUUUGAUUCUUUCUGAUUAUUUUCAGGUCACACGACAAUUAAUUUUUUGUUACUUGUUUGACGAGACUAAUAAUUAGAGUCAUGAAAACUGCAAAUAUCUAUGCAAAUUUACGUUUGAAGUAUAGUAUGGUUUAUACUUAACACAUUCACUGCCAACGUUUUCGUAGCGCUACGCUCGUAACCGAUCCCAGCGUUUUCCCGCUUUGUAGAGGAAAGCGACUACGAACAGAGAACCCGCCGAGCGGGUUCCCGGCACUCAAUGUGUUAAUCGUGUAGCCCAUACAUUUUGUUUCCUAAAUACAUAUAGUUCGUGUCAUCCACGAUCACGCGCAGAUCUGUCAAAUCUAACUUUUAACCUCUUGAACGCCAGACAGCGAAGGAAUUUGCCGUGCCCCGGACGCAGGCGAACACGAUUAUUUAAACGAAAUUGAACUUUACGGAGUCGCGCGUUAGUCCCUAUUGCAUUGGCGAAACUGUCGGCUGUAGCCGUCGUUGGCGUCCUUGGCAAGUAUUUCAGAUGUCGGCCAUAGCCGACGGUGGCGGUCAAAAGGUUAAUAACAUGACAAUAUGAGUUAAGGCGCGCGUCUUCGUGAAUGACACGAUCUCACAGACAUGCCAUUAUUAAUAAAAAAUCUUAUAAAACGUCAGUUAGAGCAGUCUCAAAAGGGUUAUCUCAAGCAUUUUGAAUGUCCUUGUGGCAUUAUUAUCAUUCCAAAGCAUAUUAAAUUAACGUAGCUUUCAUGCCCGUAACUGCCGAAAAGUAUGUUAUUUUGGUAGAUUAUAAUUGUAAAGCGCUGGUGGCCUAGCGGUGAGAGCGUGCGACUUGCAAUCCGGAGGUCGCGGGUUCAAACCCCGGCUCGUACCUAUGAGUUUUUCGGAACUUACGUACGAAAUAUCAUUUGAUAUUUACCAGUCGCUUUUCGGUGAAGGAAAACAUCGUGAGGAAACCGGACUAAUCCCAACAAGGCCUAGUUUACCCUCUGGGUUGGAAGGUCAGAUGGCAGUCGCUUUCGUAAAAACUAGUGCCUACGACAAAUCUUGGGAUUAGGUGUCAAGCGGACCCCAGGCUCCCAUGAGCUGUGGCAAAAUGCCGGGACAACGCGAGGAAGAAGAGACUUUAUAAUUGUGAACUAACGAUAAGCACGUCUCACUGGCGCAAUGCCAUUGACCGCCGGCAUCGCAGGCGGGACAGCAAUAUAAUAUGCGUACAAAAGAGAAACAGGCGGGUCAAUGUACGAAAUUUGUCGUGCUAAGCGUCCUUACUUAGCAUAUUGAAAAAAAAAUGGAGUGUUGUGGAGGGGCAAGAGGCUCCCCAACAUAAAGGUUCAUAGACUGAUUGAAUGAGGUAAUCUACCAAACUGAUAUUUUUAGCCAUGAGACUGCUCAUAGGGAGCAUUCCACGGCUUGCCCCGUACAAACGCAUGUUAUUUCGUGUAUUACAACUUAGUUUCGUCGUUUAAAGCCGGUUAUUUUUCUGGCUAUAUAUUCUUACCAUUUGUCACAGAAAAAGAAACUCCUACACCUGUAAUUUUUUCAGGAAAAUCGCGUUUGAACGGGGCAGCGGUAGACAAUUUCAUGGAAUGCUCCCAUAGACUGCAUUUCGCCAUUUACCCACCACGUUUGCAUUUGGUCGUGUGGCCUGGCAGUCAUUUAGGUGCCUGGUCCUAUUGAGGAUGAAUUGUGAUUUAUUUUGACUGGAGAAUGUUUUGAGUCAGUGAUUGGCUAGUUUGUUGAUAAAUAAAAAUAAAUAGAGGAUAUUUCAUA
Cydia pomonella (codling moth) is the source of this 8050-nucleotide messenger RNA. It is a transcript of the gene Pdcd4, whose product is annotated as programmed cell death protein 4. The transcript has 9 exons. Gene Ontology annotation, cellular component: nucleus; cytosol. Gene Ontology annotation, biological process: negative regulation of DNA-templated transcription. NCBI's taxonomy places the organism in Eukaryota, Metazoa, Arthropoda, Insecta, Lepidoptera, Tortricidae. The coding region runs from base 176 to 1525 and encodes 449 amino acids. The record is from RefSeq and is a predicted model, not a curated record.